Messenger RNA from Protobothrops mucrosquamatus (brown spotted pit viper), 3025 nucleotides. RefSeq names its product zinc finger MIZ-type containing 1 (gene ZMIZ1). The transcript is spliced from 19 exons. The record is from RefSeq and is a predicted model, not a curated record. Lineage: Eukaryota; Metazoa; Chordata; Lepidosauria; Squamata; Viperidae. Gene Ontology annotation, molecular function: SUMO ligase activity; zinc ion binding. The coding region runs from base 28 to 3018 and encodes 996 amino acids. Gene Ontology annotation, biological process: regulation of transcription by RNA polymerase II; protein sumoylation.
GGUAGAACUGAAGUGGAGACAAUCGAAAUGAAUUCUAUGGACAGACAUAUACAGCAAACUAAUGACCGGCUGCAGUGUAUAAAACAGGUAGUUGUUAGCAGAGUGGCAGCACAGCAGGGUUUUGACCUGGACCUUGGAUAUCGGUUGCUAGCGGUUUGCGCAGCCAACAGGGAGAAGUUCACGCCAAAAUCAGCUGCACUGCUUUCAUCGUGGUGUGAAGAACUGGGAAGACUCUUGUUGCUGCGCCACCAGAAAAGCCGGCAAAACGACCCUCCGGGGAAGUUGCCCAUGCAGGCACCCAUGAACUCCAUGAAACCUUCCCUUUCACACAGUGAUGGAUCAUUUCCUUAUGACUCUGUUCCUUGGCAACAAAACAGUAACCAGCCACCAGGCUCCCUAUCGGUGGUCACGACAGUAUGGGGUGUGACUAACACGUCUCAAAGCCAGGUGCUGGGCAAUCCCAUGGCCAACGCCAACACCGCUAUGAACCAAGCAGGGAACCCCAUGGCUUCUGGGAUGACGGCCAGCAAUCCUGGCCUGAGUUCCCCCCAAUUUGCCGGACAGCAGCAGCCCUUCUCAGCCAAGGCCAGCUCCAAUCAGUCCUACAUUCAACAAGGCAUGUACGGACGACCCAACUACCCUGGCAGCGGAGGCUUCGCGGGAAGCUAUCCAGGAGGCCCUAACAACCCAGCUGGGAUGGGGAUGCCGCCACACACCCGGCCACCAGCUGAUUUCACUCAACCAGCUGCUGCUGCAGCUGCGGCUGCCGUGGCCGCCGCUGCCGCCACGGCCACAGCGACAGCUACCGCAACGGUUGCAGCCCUGCAGGAAACCCAAAACAAGGAAAUGAAUCAAUACGGACCGAUGGGUCCGGCCCAGCCUUACAGCAGCCAGUUCAUCAGCCAGUCUGGCCCUCGCGGUCCCGCUUCCAUGCCAGCCAACCUGAACCCGGCGUCCAUGGGGGCGAGCAUGACGCCUUCCAGUAUGAGCGGGCCACCCAUGGGCAUGAGCCAGGCCAGGCCUCCAGGAAUGAGCCCCUUCACCCACGGGCAGAGGAUGCCCCAACAAGCUUACCCUGGCCCACGUCCCCAAUCAUUGCCCAUGCAAAGCAUGAAGAGAACAUAUCCCGGAGAGCCAAAUUAUGGAAACCAGCAGUAUGGACCAAAUAACCAGUUUCCAUCCCAGCCUGGCCAGUAUCCCGCCCCCAAUCCUCCAAGACCGCUCACCUCACCCAACUACCCCGGGCAGAGAAUGCCAAGCCAGCAAAACACGGGGCAAUAUCCUGCCCCAGCCGUUAACAUGGGGCAAUAUUACAAGCCGUCAAGGCCUGUCCCUGUAGCAAAUUACCCUCACUCACCUGUUCCAGGAAAUCCUACGCCACCUAUGACGCCCGGCAGCAACAUGGCGCCAUACCUGUCUCCUAACCAAGAUGUCAAACCGCCCUUCCCACCGGACAUUAAGCCAAAUAUCACUGCUUUGCCCCCACCUCCAGGUAACCAUAACGAUGAGCUGCGCCUGACGUUCCCCGUGAGAGACGGGGUCGUCUUGGAGCCCUUCCGGCUGGAGCACAACCUGGCGGUCAGCAACCACGUCUUUCACCUGCGGCCGACCGUCCAUCAGACCCUCAUGUGGAGAUCAGACUUGGAAUUACAAUUCAAGUGUUAUCACCACGAAGACCGGCAAAUGAACACCAACUGGCCAGCCUCAGUCCAGGUUAGCGUCAACGCAACUCCACUCACCAUUGAACGGGGCGACAACAAGACAUCGCAUAAACCCCUGCACCUCAAACACGUUUGCCAGCCAGGAAGAAACACAAUUCAAAUCACUGUCACGGCAUGCUGUUGUUCCCAUUUGUUUGUUUUGCAGUUAGUACACCGGCCUUCGGUCCGCUCUGUCCUCCAGGGCCUAUUAAAGAAACGCCUGCUUCCAGCUGAACAUUGCAUCACAAAAAUCAAGAGAAAUUUUAGCAGCGUGGCCGCCUCUUCGGGCAACGCACCUCUCAAUGGGGAAGAUGGUGUGGAGCAGACAGCCAUCAAAGUCUCUCUCAAAUGUCCAAUCACAUUCCGGCGGAUCCAGCUGCCAGCAAGAGGUCACGAUUGCAAGCACGUACAGUGUUUUGAUCUGGAAUCCUACCUCCAGCUGAACUGUGAACGAGGCACCUGGAGGUGCCCUGUAUGCAAUAAAACAGCUCUGCUGGAGGGCCUGGAGGUGGAUCAGUACAUGUGGGGCAUUUUGAACGCUAUACAAAACUCCGAGUUUGAAGAAGUCACAAUUGACCCAACGUGCAGCUGGAGACCUGUCCCCAUCAAGUCCGACAUUCACAUUAAGGAUGAUCCAGAUGGCAUUCCUUCUAAAAGGUUCAAAACCAUGAGUCCCAGCCAGAUGAUCAUGCCUAAUGUGAUGGAGAUGAUUGCUGCCCUGGGUCCAGGUCCAUCUCCCUACCCAUCCAUCCCACCGCCCCCCGGGGGCACCAAUUCCAGCGAAUACAGUAGCCAAGGUAACAGUUACCAAGGUCACAGCAAUUUUGAUUUUCCCCACGGGAAUCCCGGCGGGACAUCUAUGAACGACUUCAUGCAUGCCCCCCAGUUGUCACACCCGCCGGAUAUGACCAGCAACAUGGCAGCGCUGGAUAAGCCUCUAAGUCAUCCCAUGCAGGAACCUAUCCCUCAUCCUGGCAACACUGAUCAGUCCCAUAGCUCCAUGCCGCAAAGUUUGCACGUCCCUCAUCCCAGCAGCCAGUCAGGGCAGCCAUUACAUCACAGUGGUCCCCCGACUCAGCCGUCCCGCCAGCCGACCCAGGCCGCUGCUAGCAACCAUCCGCACAGCGACCUGGCUUUUAACCCCUCGGCAGCUUUAGAAGCGCAACCCGGCGGGCAGGGAACGUCCGAUAUGCCGGAACCAUCGCUGGAUCUGCUUCCUGAACUCACAAACCCCGAUGAGUUACUUUCCUACUUGGAUCCUCCUGACUUACCAAGCAAUAGCAACGAUGACCUUCUCUCUCUUUUUGAGAACAACUGAAGCCUUC